Myxocyprinus asiaticus (Chinese sucker) is the source of this 6050-nucleotide messenger RNA. Its product is annotated as arf-GAP with SH3 domain, ANK repeat and PH domain-containing protein 2-like. Gene Ontology annotation, cellular component: cytoplasm. Lineage: Eukaryota; Metazoa; Chordata; Actinopteri; Cypriniformes; Catostomidae. Gene Ontology annotation, biological process: positive regulation of GTPase activity. Gene Ontology annotation, molecular function: protein binding; GTPase activator activity. The record is from RefSeq and is a predicted model, not a curated record. The transcript is spliced from 28 exons. Bases 186 to 3239 code for a protein of 1017 amino acids.
UUGCCCUCUCUUUCAUUUAAAUCUGUUUACACUUCACGCGGAACUAUUUAAACUAACGAGUUCAAAGAAUGACUGACAUGGACUAAGUUUGGCUUGUUCUUGCGCAGUGUUUUUGCGUUCGGUCUUGUAAGAAAAACCUCUAUGUCUCUUGUUUUGGAUAUAGUCUUCAUUUAAAGGGAACAAUCAUGCCUGAUCAACUGACAGUAUCGGAGUUUAUGGACAUUACCAAUGAGGACUAUAAAGCACCAACCACCUCAGUGUUCUGCACGCGCAUGGCUCACUGUCGGAACACAGUGGCUGCUUUGGAAGAGGCGUUGGAUCUGGACCACAGUGUACUGCAUAAAAUUAAGAAGUCUGUCAAGGCCAUAAACAGCUCUGGUCUGUCUCACGUAGACAAUGAGGAGCAGUACAUCCAGGCACUGGAGAGGUUUACGGAUAAUAAUGUGUACAAAGACGACCCGGAGAUGCCCAUUUACUUUCUCACGUUUGCUGGUUUCACCAAGGAGCUCACUGGACUCUUUAAGAACCUGCUGCAGAACAUGAAUAACAUCAUCACUUUCCCACUAGACAGUCUGAUGAAAGGAGACCUUAAAGGAGUGAAAGGGGAUUUGAAAAAGCCUUUUGACAAAGCAUGGAAGGAUUACGAAACCAAAUUAAGCAAGAUUGAGAAAGAAAAGCGGGAGCAUGCCAAACAGCAUGGGCUGAUUAGGACAGAGAUCAGUGGAGGAGAGAUUGCGGAAGAGAUGGAGAAAGAAAGACGCCUCUUUCAGCUCCAGAUGUGUGAGUAUCUGAUUAAAGUGAAUGAAAUAAAAGUCAAGAAGGGGGUUGACCUGCUCCACAACCUCAUCAAAUACUUUCAUGCCCAGUGCAAUUUCUUUCAGGAUGGGUUAAAAGUUGUGGACAAUCUUAAACCUUUCAUGGAAAAACUUGCUACGAACUUGACAGCAAGCAAGCAAACACAGGAUGCAGAGAGGAAACAGCUGCUGCAGCUCAGAGAUAUUCUGAAAUCUGCCUUACAGUCAGAAUCUAAGGAGGAGUGUCAGUCAAAGCAGAAUUCAGGCUACAGUCUCCACCAGCUCCAGGGCAAUAAAGCUCAUGGGACUGAGCGCUCUGGAAUGCUCCUCAAACGCAGCGAGGGGUUGAGGAAGGUUUGGCAGAAAAGGAAGUGCUCUGUGAAAAAUGGAUUAUUGACUAUUUCUCAUGGAACGGCCAAUGCACCUCCAGCAAACCUCAACCUCUUAACCUGCCAAGUGAAACGCAACCCUGAUGAGAAAAAAUGCUUUGAUCUCAUAUCGUAUGACAGAACGUAUCACUUCCAGGCAGAGGAUGAGGCAGAGUGUCAAAUCUGGGUGUCUGUGCUCCAGAACUGUAAAGACGAGGCAUUGAACAACGCCUUUAAGGAUGAUCAGAAUGAGGGUGAGAACAACAUCGCACGGGAGCUGACCAAGGCCAUUGUGGGAGAGGUGAAGAAGAUGAGCGGCAAUGAUGUGUGCUGUGACUGCGGAGCUUCCAACCCAACAUGGCUCUCCAUAAACCUGGGUGUGUUAAUUUGCAUUGAAUGUUCUGGAAUCCAUCGGGAAAUGGGUGUGCACUAUUCCAGAAUACAGUCUCUAACGCUGGAUGUCUUGGGCACGUCAGAACUCCUGAUUGCCAACAGUGUGGGCAAUGCGGGUUUCAAUGAAAUCAUGGAGGCAAACCUGUCAGCAGAGAUCCCAAAACCCAACCCUUCUAGUGACAUGCAGGUACGAAAAGAUUUCAUCACAGCCAAAUACACAGAGAAACGCUUUGCACAGCGGAAGUAUGCAGACAGUGCAGCCCGGCUACACACAUUGUGUGACACGGUGAAGACCCGGGAUAUUUUCACCUUAAUCCAGGUGUACGCUGAAGGUCUGGACCUGAUGGAAACCAUUCAUCAGACAAAUGAACAUGAACCAGGUGAGACAGCACUACACCUUGCAGUACGAAUGGUGGACCGGAACUCUCUUCAUAUUGUGGAUUUCCUCGUACAAAACAGUGGGAAUUUAGACAAACAAACUGCCAAAGGAAGCACAGCUCUGCACUACUGCUGCUUGACUGACAAUAGUGAAUGCAUGAAGUUGCUACUGCGGGGAAAGGCAUCAGUGACCAUAACAAAUGAUGCAGGAGAGACUCCUCUGGAUCUGGCCCGGCGUCUCAGACACUCAAAAUGUGAAGAGCUGCUGACCCAGUCACAGACAGGGAAGUUUAAUGUCCAUGUGCAUGUGGAGUAUGACUGGCGUCUGCAUAACGAUGACCUGGACGAGAGUGAGGAUGAGAUGGAGGACAAGCCCAUCCCUAACAGGCGAGAGGAGCGUCCACUUAGCUGUAUUGUUCCAGGCAGUGGCCCUAUGAUGCCCAACAUGAGUGCACUGGCACGGGAUGUGGUAAACGCUGUGAAAGACAAGCAGAGGACGUUCAUUCCUAGCAUGAUUUGCAAUGAGACUUACGGAACUAUGCUUGACAUUAGUCCUCUGUCGCUAGGUUUACAUGGGGUGCCUGGUAUGCCUCCACUGCCCCCUCGUACCUUAGGAAGAGGGUGGAGUACUCCUAUGGAAGUGGUCGGGAGGCAGAGGUCCUCUUCAGACCCUCACACUCCAGAGAGGAACAGCCCAGUGUAUGUGCUCCCCCCUGCUCCCCCGCCUCCUCCUCCGGUCAAGAGGCCACUGCCUCCAGAUCCUAAGGCGACUCUACCCCAAGUGCAUCUAGUCCCACCUGCACCAUCUGCACCCCCAAUUAUACCACCUGCCCCAGCUAGACCACCGCCUUUAGUGCCACCUGCUCCCGUAUUGCCCCCUUCAUUUUCAUUUAAACCCACACCUCCACCUCUUAAACCACAGCCAAAAGCCCCUGCACCCAAACCAACUAAAUCCCCCUCUAGGGAUCCUGUUGGUCCUUUUUGUAAAGAUAUAAAUGUAAAUAAAGCACCACUCAGCAUGCCUCGACCAAGUGACAAAACAGACUCUGGGCCAUCAGUCGCCUCCGCCCCGGCUUUGGCUCCUGCUCCCAAACCCAGAAUGGCCCCUACUAAACAGAAACCUAAGAGGGUAAAGGCUCUCUAUAAAUGUCAAGCUGAUAACCCAGAUGAACUGUCCUUCUCUGAAGGAGAGGUGAUAAUAGUGGAUGGGGAGGAGGACAAAGACUGGUGGGUGGGCCACAUUGACGGGGAGCCAAACAGGAAGGGAGUCUUCCCCGUCUCGUUUGUUCACUUCAUCACUGACUGAUCAGCCACGGGCUUAUUAAACUUUUUGUUGGACAAAAACAGAGAGCAUGCCACACAUUAUUUAAGAAUGGAUUCAUCAUCAGACAUCUUCAUAGUUGAAUGGACAUUUUCAGUUGUACAUGUUUACUAAUGGUAGCAUAUGGGACAUUCUCAAAAUUUUUAACACCAACAUAAGAUAAAUGACCUCAGGACUGCUAUGCAAUAACAGUAUCUUGAUCAAUAUUCUGUUUAAAGAGAUAGUUCACUUAAAAAAGUAAAUUCUAUUGUCAAUUACUCACCCUCAUGUCAUUUCAGACCUUUACGACUUUCUUCUGUGGAAAACAAAAGGAGAUUUUGGGCUGGAUUUUAAGGACUGACAGCUUGGAAAUAGAUGCAAUGAAAGUGAAUGAUAAGGCUGUCCACAACAUUCUGCCUUAUGCUGUGUUCCACAAAAGAAAGUCAAAAGGGGUUGGGAACAAAAUGAGUCAGUGAUUAGAGAUUUUUAAUUUUUGGGUAAACUAUUCCUAUAAAUGACAGGAUAGAAAAGGGUUAAGUUCGGUUCUUUUUGUCAAUCAUCCUGAUUUAAAGUGCAAUUACCUCUAACUUUAAUGCAAAAAUCAUAUGUGAACUAUGAUAAGUGCUAUGUAUUAUACGGGAACUGUUUUUGUUAAAGCUUAAUAUGGUUGAAAUUUUGCUGCUGUUUUCUUAGAGCCUUUGUCUAGAUCAGAUAUUGGUUGCUGAGCAACUCUUACGUUUAGCAUAGUUAAGUGACAUGAUAAACCAUGCAGCUCGCAUCUAAGUAUUUUCUCAAUGUUCUGUUACCGGACAAGCUAUUAAACCUUUUACACUAUACUUUGAAAAGGUGUGGAUUUAUUUUUAGCAUGGGAUAAAUAUGUAAAAAAAAUAAUAAUAAUAAUUAUGACAAAAUAGGUCAAAGUAGUAGCAGCUCUGAGACAAUUCACAGUAACAUCAUACAUUUUAAUCAUUUAACAAGUUACAUUAUUAAAAUUCUGUUACAAUUUACUCACCCUCAUGUUGUUCCAAACCUGUAUGACUUUCUUAUGAUGAACACAAAAGGAGAUGCUUUAAUGAUUAUCGCAGACAGUCCUGUCAGUACAACUGCAGAGAAUAGUGCCUCAUACAAGGACUUGCAUUGUUUUUAGCAGUAAAUGUCACUGUUAAUGAGCUUCUCAUAGCGCUCAUGAAUGCACAAUGGACAUCAAGAUUUUUCCUAAAAAAAUGAUUUACAUUUCAGGUUCUCACCAAAACAAACAGUAUGCCAUUCGAAGACAUGGAAUAUGAUGCAGGAAUCGCAUAGACUACUUUUAUGAUACUUUUGAGUAACUUUUUAAAAUUGAUGCACAAAGGUUAAAAAAGGACCCAAAGGUCCUUAGAGGACAAAAAUGCCCGCAUCAAAAAACUGCCACAAUAAUAUGCUGUUAAUAUAAUUUUCCAUUUUCAAUUAGUAGAUUUUUUUAACCAACAUCAGUCCUGAUCGUAACUACCAAAUAUUCAUUUCAGGAUUUUAACCCAUAAAAAGCCAGUUUGUUUAAAUAAUGCCACUGUUGGUUUUUUACACACACACAAAUUUCUCAAUACACACAUACAAAACACACUCUGACAUCCAUAUCAACACACCCACGCAAUUUUAGCUGCAACAUUUAUUCAAUUGGCCUGCAGUGCUCUAUAAUACAGCAAACAGAAAAUAGGAAAAAAGCAUGUAUUAGCUCCAUAGGCUAAACAUUAGAAAAAUGUCACCAUCUGAUGGAAAAUAUAAAAAAUUAACAUUUUGAAGCCAGGGCUCCGGAAUGAAAGCAUAAUAUCAUAGAAUUCAUGAUUUUAUGCUUUAAUGGCACUGGGAUCAAAUAAUGCAGUUUUAAUGGGUUUCAAUGAGGACAUUUUUGUCCUGAAGGUCCUGAGUGUAACUAUUUUGUGUACACAGUGUAUUAUAGAUGUAUUAUAGGAACUGAGGUUGAAAUAUCAAAAUUCGCCCAAAAAUACACACCUCUGUCAAAAUUUACGACGUUGGCAUUAACACAACAAAAAUGAAAAUAUAAUUGUAUAUAAUCUGAUUCCACAUUUUCUGUUUUAAGUUGUUGUAUGGAAUAAAUAAAAAUUGUAAAAGAAAAAAAAGAAAAAAAACCUUCCUCUUUUGUGUUCUGCAAAAAAUCCUGUCAUACAGGUUUGGAACUAUAUUAGGGUGAGUAAAUUGAAAAUUUUUGGGUGAACUAUUCCUUUAAUAACCCAUUCCCUUCUUAAAUAAGGACAUCUUUCCAUACUGAAACAUAAGGUUCAAAAAGUGCCAGUAUUUCAUCCAUCUCUGACCAUCACAGUCAUGAUUUUAUUCACUUACAACAUUACAGUAUAAUCCAAGAAAGAAUUUACCAUUUUCAAAAUCAACCUACAAAUUUAGAUGGGUUAACAUAAUCCUUAUAUAAAAAUACUCUCAACUGUUCAAAAAACUCAUGUAUUUACAAACCAAAAUUCUUCACAAUAGAUGUCUUAAAGGAAUAAUCCAGGUUCAACACAAGUUAAGAUCAAUCAACAGCAUUUGUGGCAUAAUGUUGAUUACCGAAUAGUACAAAAAUUAUAUUUCAACUCGUCCCUCCUUUAAAAAAAAAAAAAAAAGCAAAAAUUGAGGUUACAGUGAGUCACUUACAAUGGAAUUGAAUGGGACCAAUUUUUUGGAUGGUUUAAAGGUAGAAAUGUGAUGCUUAUAAUUUUAUAAAAGCACUUACAUUAAUUCUUCUGUUAAAACUUGUGUAUUAUUUGAGCUGUAAAGUUAUUUAAAUCAUAAUUUUUAACGGUCGUUUUAGGGUUUAUGGUGUAACAU